Messenger RNA from Harpia harpyja (harpy eagle), 4116 nucleotides. RefSeq names its product F-box protein 34 (gene FBXO34). Lineage: Eukaryota; Metazoa; Chordata; Aves; Accipitriformes; Accipitridae. Gene Ontology annotation, molecular function: protein binding. The record is from RefSeq and is a predicted model, not a curated record. The transcript has 5 exons. The coding region runs from base 1425 to 3605 and encodes 726 amino acids.
CUCGAAGGUUGUUGUUCUUUCACUGUCAAAGUACGUUAAAGCGCCGGUAAUGGUGUCUACUCCAAGGACAAGACGUAGAAGGCAGCAACCUAGUGCGAACGAGAGAUACGGCAGAACAGUUUUGUUUUGGUGAAAUCUGCUGUCUUAUCUGUGUGUGAUGCAAAGACGGGGCAGUUUUCACAAGGCUUGGAGGCUGCAUGGUGGCAUGUUUUUUGUCCUUUAUGAAAUCUGCCACAUUAUUUUGAUUAGAACACUAACGUAACUCCUGGCAGUGUCAAAUCUUAACUGCUAGCACCGAUUUCCCUCCAAAGCUUGAUGCGGUGUUAACAAGCAGAAAGAUCUUGUGCGUCCUGUUUUCGUGGAGCUCGGAAGACAGCGUGUUCCAUGGGAGGUGCCAAGGUGGUGCUGCAGUCAUAUAUAAGUUUCUAGGUGGCAGAGACACGGUGAAGCUCACUGUGGAGCAAGGAAAGCUGAUGGGGGAGCCUUGUGCAUAACCCAGGAUGGACUGGCUGUGACGUGCCUUAGCUGGAGAGGUAGUUACGAUGAAGAGUUCCUGCAGAGCUGGCCUCCACAGGGAACCGCUGAAUUCCACAUCCUCCACCUUCCAUCAAGUGAAACGGCUGGCCGCUCAAGUGGAGAGUGCUGCUUCAGCAGUCAGAUACCUUCUGUUUACCUUCAAAGCCUGUGAUAAUCCUCGCUUGCUCUCCAGUCGAUGCAAGAGGCGGUUUCACAGGCGUUAGAAGCUUCGCUUAAUGAAGGGUGUUGAACCAAUUGUCUCGCUGGAUUCCUGAAAACUGCUUGAAGAAAGCCUUUUAAAAACACAUUCAGCUCAUCUUUCAGACACCCUGGCAUGAAAACUCAUGAAUGAAAUUUGAUCUGCUCCUAGCUCAUGAGAUUUCAACGUGCAAAGUCGUGUAUUUAAUUGUAUUCACCUCUUCUCCGCAGGGUAUGGUGGCGGCCAGCCAUCGGAGCUUCUCUCUCUCUACUCUGAAAAAGCACAGCUCCAAAAUGCCCUUCUGGAUGGGGGAGGGAGGGCUGCAGGCACUGUUCUCUGCAGCAGCUUGCUGCAGUGGUUCACCUGCUGCCCUUCUGGGCUGGGCACUGGCCUGAGCACGUGGUGGCCUGAUCCUGUUUAGCUAUAAAGUGCCACCGAGCUAAGGCAGACGCUAUGGAAAAUGAGGCUGAAGUAAACUACAGCAGCCUUGAUUUCCCAUUCUCUUCUAUUCAUCUAUUUCAGCACCCCGAAGUUCUAUUUUUGUCAGAUUAUUUUAGCUUUUAGCAUCCAACUGAGAAGGCAAACAAAAUAGCUCGUUUGCAUUUUGCAGAGGAGACUAAACUGGGAGGUGACCCAACUCCAACAAGAGCUGGAAUUAGCGCGCAGAAGGCAUGGGGAGAGGAUUAACCCAGGGACUAGGGUUUCUGGUAUGCACUUAAAGCCAUAUCUCAAGUUACAGAAAAAAGAGCGAUCUCCAGAAAUAAGCCAGGAUUCCCUGAGAGGCCCACCUAUGAGCCAUCAGAGAUCAGCACAAGAAGAGAAAUACACGAACAACUGCACCAAACUGAGCGUUUUCCCAAAACCCUCCCUUGUGACUCCAUCCCAAAAGCUUCUGGGGAUUAUUUAUCCAAAUACUAUGUGCAAUAUGAAUGGGAAAGGUCCAGCGGAUGGUCCGAGUGCAAGGGAAAAGAAGAACGCCCUGUCUGCAACGAUCCACCAGGGAGAAGAAGGGGAAGGGCCUCUGGAUGUCUGGGCUGUAGUAAAACCUGGCAAUACAAAGGAGAAGAUUGCGUUCUUUGCAGCCCAGCAAUGCAGCAGUAACAACCGGCUAGGCUCCAUGAAAAUUAAAAGCACGUGGGAUAUCGACGGAAGAACAGCUAAACGCAGGAAAAAAUCGGUAGAUCUUAAAAAAGCCAAAAUUCAACUGGAAAGAAUGAGGGAGGCGAAUGUCAGGUGCUCCCAGCCGGAGCCUUUUGCCUGUGGCAUCGAGCACUGUUCGGUGCAUUACGUGAACGACAACGGUGAGGGUGUGUUCCCGGGCCGGUCCCUCUCGGUGAUAGAGAUGGUAGCCUUUCUGGAGCAACGAGCAAGUGCUUUACUGGUAGACUGUGCGAAAACCUGCACGCACGCCUCUACUACGAGGCUGAACGCUCAGCCUAAAGGUGCGCUUCCCAGCUCAGACCCUUUCUCCUCCGCCGGGGCGUGCGAGGUACAUGCGGAGAGGGGACCUUGCGGCAAUAGCGAGCAGCAGCAGAGCGAGCCUGUGCGUGUGCUGGACAUGGUGGCCAAGCUGGAGUCGGAGUGCCUGAGACGCCAGAGCGAGCGGGAGGCCGGGAGCCUCUCGCGGAACAACAGCUUCCGCAGAAAUGUCGGGAGGGUGCUCCUGGCGAACGGCACCCAGCCCGAGGGAGAGGCGGGGAAGGUCUCCUCGGGGGUCCUGGCUCCGGGGGAUGGCUUGGAGGAGGCAGGUGUAGCAGAGGCCGGCUACGGAGGACGGUGCGGUCCUCUGGGUGACGCAGAGUUGUGGGAUGGCGCUGCCUCUGCUCGGCAGCCUUUUCCUUCUGGGCUGGAUGCUCGGAUGGGGAAUGUGAACUCGGGACUUGCUCAUGCAGUGUUGGCAAUAACCGCUGGCAGGAGCGAUACUGAAACGCGAAUCGAGCCUCCCAGACCUCUGCCGUCUGCAUGUCCGGCUGCUGCCAGGUUGCCACCGGAUUCCUUGCAGAGCAAGAAUGCGACUGUUGAUUGUACGUCGAAAGAGCCUGUGAUUUUGCCAAAGCAGAGUCUGCAUCCUGCUAGGAAGGAGCCCUUAUGCAUCAGUAUAUCAGUCACCAAGACUGAGAAAGGAUGCAGGAAAGAGAAGCUCUCUAACGCCAGUGGUAGUGAAGAUCCACUCCCAGGGAGGCUGUUUUUCCUCCAGGCUGACCAGCCUGCUGCUCACGAGCAACAGCCGCUACGGGAAAGUACCCAAGAAAAGCCAGGAGAAGUAGCCCAAAAUGAGGAUGAGGAUGCUUUGGCAUCUGACAGAUCAUGCGUCAGAAACAGUGUCCCUACAGAGCCAUCUGCCCUUUGUGUUCCUCCGACAGAAGGGGCUUUGCAAGUACUUGAUGCUUCCUGCUUAAAAAGGCAGGUUUCGCAUGACUUUUUGGAGACCAGGUUUAAAAUUCAGCAGCUUUUGGAGCCUCAGCAGUAUAUGGCCUUCUUGCCUCACCACAUCAUAGUGAAGAUCUUUGGAUUGCUUCCUACGAGGAGUCUGGUUGCCCUAAAAUGCACUUGCUACUACUUCAAAUUCAUCAUUGAAUAUUACAACAUCAGGCCAGCAGACUCCCGCUGGGUCCGCGAUCCCCGCUACAGAGAAGACCCUUGCAAGCAGUGCAAGAAGAAAUACGUGAAAGGGGACGUAUCGCUGUGCCGGUGGCAUCCCAAACCAUACUGUCAAGCUUUACCGUACGGGCCUGGGUACUGGAUGUGCUGUCACCGGUCUCAGAAGGGCAUCCCGGGCUGUAAGUUAGGUCUUCAUGACAAUCAUUGGGUUCCUGCCUGCCACAGCUUUAACCGUGCUAUUCAUAAGAAAACCAGAGGAGCGGGAGCCGAAGUGGAAGAAGAAUAUUAGUGCACAUACACUUUCCUGCGAGAUUGUUUAGGGUAGGAGGAGAUUCUCAUGCCUUGUGCUGUUUACAGUGUAUAUAAUUGUCGUGGUUUUUUUUCACAGGGCUAUGAAACUGCACAUACUUAAACACAAGAGCCUUUACCUUUUAGAUUAAAGAUAGCUUUUAGUCCAUCUAUGUAAAUAACACUAUAAAAACUAAUUGUACAUACAGAGUCUACAGCUGGCUGAACAACGUAAUCACUACAAUGCAGCUAUGAUAGUGUUGCGGCUAUAGUUGUGUGUGUUUUUAAGUGUCUUGUUUCAAAAAUCUGUAUAUCCUGUAUAAUAUAUGAAUGUUUCUGAGAAGAAACUCUAAAUAGGUAAAGGUCAACUUGUUUAAAGAAUCUUCAGACAACUUAACUGGACAACCUUAAAAUUAGACUAGAACAGAUCCAUUAUAGUAGUGUGGCAGUGGAUAAAAAGAGAGGAAUAUUAUUGUAUAGUCAGAAUAUAAAAAAAGUUCUUGUCUACCCUA